Molecule: messenger RNA, 1136 nt
Organism: Xiphophorus maculatus (southern platyfish)
Lineage: Eukaryota; Metazoa; Chordata; Actinopteri; Cyprinodontiformes; Poeciliidae
Gene: dph3
Product: DPH3 homolog
Exons: 3
Coding region: 295-546 (83 amino acids)
Biological process (GO): protein histidyl modification to diphthamide
Molecular function (GO): metal ion binding
Source: RefSeq, a predicted model, not a curated record
UUUCUGUCGGAUCUUCAGAGAAACAGCUGCUAGCAGCGCUGCUGAUUCUCGGUGUUCUGACAAUCAAUGCUGCCCGUCAGAUUUUCCUACGGUACCACACACCUGUUCUCGAGGUUCAGGUGCGACUUUGGGCACCACUGAUCUAAACAAAUCAAAUAUGAUUCGCAGCGUCAUUCUUAAGUCACCACCGCCUUCGUCACGGCGUGAGACAGAAACGUCAUCACUCUGCGCCGCAGCCCGGCUGGAAUCAGCGUGUCGCCGUAAAUAAACGGCUGAUGGUGUUUCCGGUGAAAUAUGUCGGUGUUUCAUGAUGAGGUGGAGAUUGAGGACUUUGAGUUUGACGAGGAGACGGAGGCCUACUACUUCCCUUGUCCCUGUGGAGACCGCUUCUGUAUAACCAAGGAGGACCUGGAGAACGGGGAGGAGGCGGCCACAUGUCCCAGCUGCUCGCUCAUCGUUAAAGUCAUCUAUGAUAAGGAACUUUUCAUGUCUGGAGAAACUGUAGAAGCUCCAUCAGAACCUAAACUGCAGCAAGUUCAGACCUGAACCAGAACCUGGACUCGACUCGAAGCAGCCGACGCGCUCCAAGUGGAAACCUCACCCUGCAUGUCUGCUGGUGGUGCGUUCAUGUUCCACUGGGAAACGCCAGACUUCUCCAGGAUUCCCUGAACCCGUUUGUUCAGAGCAGAACUGUGUCAUGUUGACACCAGCCAGAUAUAAAACUGUUUUAAAUCAAUCUGAUUCAUGUGGUUCUGAUCCACUGGGUCAAUAUUUCUAAACUUGUUGGCAGUUUUUCAGCUUCAAUUCAGAAUUUCUUCCACUUUCUAGAUAAAAUUUCCUCACAUUUAAAAGCGAAUCGUGUCGAAUUUACAGCAACAGGAUCACUUACAGAAAUGAAGAUUGAUCUGUCCCAGUUUGAAAAUGAAAUGAGAAAAAAACUGGAAACAAAAUCAAGAUAAAAAUCAGAGUAAAAAAGCUUCAUGUGGACCAGAACCGACCCGUCAGCUUGCAGGAUGUCUCCCUCUUGGUAACAUGAAUUUAUCAGAGGAAAGCAACUUUCCUGCAACAACUUUAGCAUCAAAAUAUAUCAAAGGAGGAAGUGAGACUAAAUUAUAAUAAACAUUCAUUUUUAAUGA